Otolemur garnettii (small-eared galago) is the source of this 3278-nucleotide messenger RNA. It is a transcript of the gene WDR3, whose product is annotated as WD repeat domain 3. Lineage: Eukaryota; Metazoa; Chordata; Mammalia; Primates; Galagidae. Gene Ontology annotation, molecular function: snoRNA binding; protein binding. Gene Ontology annotation, cellular component: small-subunit processome; Pwp2p-containing subcomplex of 90S preribosome. The coding region runs from base 152 to 2983 and encodes 943 amino acids. Gene Ontology annotation, biological process: maturation of SSU-rRNA. The transcript is spliced from 27 exons. The record is from RefSeq and is a predicted model, not a curated record.
GAGGUGAGUGCUGGACGUUCGCGGCUGAAACUACGCGUGUCUGCUCCUCAGCUGCUGUUUGACUGAUCCUGGCUGAGGUCUGCGUGGUGACAGCAACGGCCGAGGCAGGGGUAUCUGGGAUUGCCUCACCUGUGGUAUCAGCCAUUAUAACAUGGGGCUCACCAAGCAGUACCUACGCUAUGUUGCUAGUGCAGUUUUUGGCCUGAUUGGCAGCCAAAAAGGUAAUAUUGUCUUUGUGACACUUCGUGGUGAGAAAGGACGCUAUGUAGCAGUACCAGCCUGUGAGCACGUUUUCAUCUGGGACUUGAGGAAAGGAGAAAAGAUCCUCAUCCUUCAGGGGCUUAAACAUGAAGUCACUUGCUUAUGCCCCUCCCCAGAUGGACUGCACUUAGCUGUUGGUUAUGAGGAUGGAUCUGUCCGAAUCUUCAGUCUUCUGAGUGGGGAAGGAAAUGUGACCUUCAAUGGACACAAAGCAGCUGUCACUACCUUGAAGUAUGAUCAGCUAGGAGGCAGACUAGCAUCUGGGUCCAAGGACACAGAUGUUAUUGUGUGGGAUGUGAUCAAUGAAAGUGGCCUCUACCGUCUAAAAGGACACAAGGAUGCCAUUACACAGGCAUUGUUUCUACGAGAAAAGAAUCUGCUAGUUACUAGCGGGAAAGAUACCACGGUGAAAUGGUGGGACCUUGAUACCCAGCACUGCUUCAAAACAAUGGUUGGCCAUCGAACUGAGGUAUGGGGAUUGGUUUUGGUGUCAGAAGAGAAGCGACUCAUCACUGGGGCCUCAGACAGUGAACUGAGGGCUUGGGACAUAACCUAUCUGCAAGAGAUUGAAGAUUUGGAAGAACCAGAGCCAAAGAAGAUUAAAGGGUCUUCUCCUGGAAUACAGGCCUCUCUUGAAGCAGAGGAUGAUACCCCGGAGGUGGAUGAAGCUCCUGAAGAUCGUAUCCUUUCAUGCAGAAAAGCUGGUUCCAUAAUGCGAGAAGGAAGAGACAGAGUUGUGAACCUCUCAGUUGACAAGACAGGCAGGAUUCUUGCUUGCCAUGGAACUGAUUCUGUGCUAGAAGUGUUUCAUAUCCUUUCCAAAGAGGAAAUUCAGAAGAAAAUGGAUAAGAAGAUGAAGAAAGCUAGAAAGAAAGCAAAAUUAAAUUCUUGUGAAGGGGAAGAGGAAGACCUUGAAAUCAAUGUUGAAAUGACUCUGCAAGAUGAAAUACAACGGGUGGUCAAUAUCAAAACUUCUGCAAAAAUCAAAUCCUUUGACCUGAUUCAUACACCUCAAGGAGAGUUAAAGGCUGUCUUCUUGCUGCAAAACAACUUGGUGGAAUUAUAUUCAUUGCAUCCAUUCUUACCUACUCCUCAACCUGUCAGGACAAGCAGAAUCACCAUCGGGGGUCAUCGCAGUGACGUGCGGACUCUGUCAUUCAGCUCAGACAACAUUGCUGUCCUUUCAGCAGCAGCUGAUUCCGUUAAGAUAUGGAACAGGUCCACCCUGCAGUGUAUUCGCACCAUGACCUGUGAAUAUGCACUCUGUUCAUUCUUUGUACCUGGCGACAGGCAGGUGGUCAUAGGAACAAAGACAGGGAAGCUACAGCUUUAUGACUUGGCCUCAGGAAAUCUGCUGGAGUCGGUAGAUGCCCAUGAUGGAGCGUUGUGGUCCAUGUCUCUCUCUCCAGAUCAGCGUGGCUUUGUGACAGGUGGUGCAGAUAAAUCUGUCAAGUUCUGGGAAUUUGAAUUGGUGAAAGAUGAAAAUAGUACCCAGAAGAGACUUUCUGUGAAGCAUACCCGGACCUUACAGCUAGAUGAAGAUGUUCUGUGUGUCAGUUACUCUCCUAAUCAGAAGCUGUUGGCUGUGUCGUUGCUGGACUGUACAGUGAAAGUUUUCUAUGUCGACACUUUAAAGUUCUUUCUCUCACUUUAUGGACACAAACUGCCUGUUAUAUGCAUGGACAUCUCUUAUGAUGGAGCACUAAUAGCAACUGGGUCUGCCGACAGGAAUGUGAAAAUCUGGGGUUUGGAUUUUGGGGACUGCCACAAGUCUCUCUUUGCGCAUGAUGACAGUGUGAUGUACCUGCAGUUUGUACCCAAGUCUCACCUCUUCUUCACGGCUGGGAAAGACCAUAAGAUCAAGCAAUGGGAUGCAGACAAAUUUGAGCACAUACAGACUCUGGAGGGGCAUCACCAGGAAAUAUGGUGUUUGGCUGUAAGCCCCAGCGGGGACUAUAUUGUAUCAUCGUCCCAUGACAAAUCUUUGAGACUUUGGGAGAGGACAAGGGAGCCUCUUAUACUUGAGGAAGAAAGGGAGAUGCAAAGGGAAGCAGAAUAUGAGGAGAGUGUGGCCAAAGAAGACCAACCAGCAGUUCCAGGGGAAACUCAAGGUGACAGUUACUUUACUGGAAAGAAAACUAUUGAAACAGUCAAAGCAGCUGAGAGGAUCAUGGAGGCUAUUGAGCUAUACCGAGAAGAAACUGCAAAAAUGAAAGAACACAAAGCCAUUUGUAAAGCAGCAGGGAAAGAGGUUCCUCUUCCCAUCAACCCCAUCCUGAUGGCUUAUGGCAAUAUCUCACCUUCAGCCUAUGUAUUAGAGAUUUUUAAAGGGAUCAAGUCAAGUGAGCUGGAAGAAUCUCUGCUUGUGCUGCCUUUCUCGUAUGUCCCAGACAUUCUUAAACUCUUCACCGAGUUCAUCCACCUGGGGUCGGACAUUGAACUUCUGUGCAGGUGUCUCUUCUUUCUCCUCAGAAUUCAUUUCGGACAGAUUACUAGCAAUCAAAUGCUUGUGCCAGUGAUAGAAAAGUUAAAGGAAACAACGAUUUCAAAAGUCAGUCAAGUCCGGGAUGUCAUUGGCUUCAACAUGGCAGGUCUUAAUUAUCUCAAGAGAGAAUGUGAGGCAAAAAGUGAAGUCACGUUUUUUGCUGAUGCUACUAGCCACUUGGAAGAGAAGAAGAGGAAGAGGAAAAAGAGGGAGAAGCUAAUUUUAACAUUGACUUAGAACUGAAAUGUUUUUCUCUUUCUACUCAUUCCAUUAAAGGACUUUUAAAUUAAGCAACAGUAGAGUUGGUGUCAUCUUAAAAAUACCAAAUAACAGAAGAUUGUGUUCCAGAAGAUCUCAGGAUGUGGUUCCCAGCUUUGCCUGAGGGAUUUGCAAAAUGGGAUUAUGGGCUGGCUCCAUUUCUUGGAUUUGAAAAGCUCGAUUAAUUUAAAAAUCUUUCUGUGCUUUCAAGGCUUGGGCCCUGCAGGAGGUGUUCUCUUUAUAUUCUAGCAGGGAGUGAAGAAUUUUUAAAUUA